CAACACAUUCCAAUAAGAGCGCGAGUGCGGAAUCAAACAAAACAUUAGUACCGGGAUUUUAAGCAGGUAUACAUAAACACAAAAGCAUAAAAAAGAAGUGAAAACUUAAAGUUCGAACAAAGCACCCAGCUUGAGAAGAGGUAACACUUUUUGAAGCAUAAUGGCAUCCGGCGGCUUGACAUGUGUCAAAUACUUGACAUUCUUUUGCAAUCUUCUUUUUGCGCUUACCGGUCUGCUCAUCUUCCUGGUGGGUGGCAUGGUACAACUGAACUAUGCUCACUACUCGAACUUCGUUAGCGAUCACAUCUGGACCGCCCCCAUUAUACUGAUGAUUGUCGGAGCCGCCGUUGCUGUCAUCUGCUUUUUAGGAUGUUGCGGGGCUCUAAAGGAGAGCAGUUGCAUGAUACUGAGCUUCGCCAUUCUGGCCGUGGUGAUAUUUCUGUUCGAGAUCGGACUGGGAGCCGCCGGUUAUAUAAAGCAUACCGGGCUGCAGCAGCUAAUGGAGGGUCAGUUCAACACGACAAUGAAGCACUACAAGGAGCGGGACGACUACCGGGAUGCUUGGACCCUGCUGCAGACCGAGCUGGACUGCUGUGGCACCUAUGGGACCAACGACUGGGACGGCAUCUUCCCCAACAAGACAUUGCCACCGGCGUGCUGCUCUGUGAUUAAUUUGAACGAGGCCGUGGUGUGCACUGAUACCCAUGCAAACAAGCAAGGAUGCUUGCAGAAACUCUUGGAAAUCCUAGACUCGAAGACUUUGAUCUUGGCCUCCGUGGUUUUGGCAGUGGCUGGUAUUCAGAUGCUCACUAUACUGUUUGCCUGCUGCCUCUAUCGUUCGUUUCGCAGGAGCUACGACCAUGUUUAGAUUGCGCAGCGAGGAUCCCGUAUGUCGCCUUUAAAACGGGAACACCGAUUUUCGUAGUUUGUAGUUGUCAUACACAUGCGAAGUUUUCACGUUGGCGUGUCUAUAUUAAACACAAUCACCAGCACUCAAACAGAAAACAAAUCACAAAGAAAUCAUCUGUUUCACUUGCCCAUUGAAGGCUGAUUAGUUUAUCUAUAACUAGGGCAUAUACUGGGCAUACUCAGUUUUCUAAUUACAUUAUCUGAAAAGUACGCGUGUCUAAGCAAACGAAAUUUCUUGCCAGAAUAUAUUAAAUCUUGUUAGAGUUUUGGUUUUUCCAUAUAUUGUCCUUUUUUUUUUGUUUACUUUGGGAAAUUUUUUCCAAAACAUGUUGUAAAGACCAAGACUUUCUUGUACUCCUGAAUUUAUAAUUAUGAAUUUUUCUAAAAGAAAAUAGUCGUCCCCAAAAUGCCAACAUAUCAAAAAAUAAUUCGUUUGCAGUUAAAUAUUUGGAACAUUAUCAAAAAAAAUUCGUUUGCAGUUAAAUAUUUGGAACAUUAUCAAUUUUUUUCAUUCAUCUUUUAACAAAGUGCCCUUGUAGCGAUGUAUAAUCCUUUAAGGAAAGGGUAUUUAAAAUUUGAACUUUUUUCCUCAUCCCAUAAUUUUGCAUAUUGGAAUAUAAGAAGCGGAAAUUAAAUGUUGCAGUAUUUUUGUGCUUGCUAACAUGAUAUUUUCGCCUAAAACACAAUUUAUAACCUUUUCCCCUGAGAUGUAACAGUUUUUUUGCGUCCCUAAAAAUGGAAAAAACUCUAGUAUACACUUAUACCUUAAAAAAGAUGUCAACACAAAGCAUACUCAAAAUGAAAAAUUAUAAAAUCGAAUUUACAAUUUUGAUAUCGAAUUACAUUACAUGGUAUAAUUCUAAAGCGAAACUUGCAUCAGAAUCUUGAGGCUUUAAAAAUAGACGAUCACAGAUAAGUUAAUUGAAUCGAUGUUAAACGUAUCACACAGCAACAUAUUAGCAAUACAUACUAUACAUAUUUGUCUACAGGUCUACAGCUGAAUAUUAAUAAUUACGUAAUAUUUGUAAUAUGUAUUUGUAUUCGUAUUUGAAACUGUGUUUAAAGAACUGUGCAGCACUGAGAAUCCUUAAAUAAAUGAACAAUUUUAAUUCAA
This is a messenger RNA of Drosophila rhopaloa, 2023 nucleotides long. Its product is annotated as CD63 antigen. The coding region runs from base 161 to 868 and encodes 235 amino acids. The record is from RefSeq and is a predicted model, not a curated record. Lineage: Eukaryota; Metazoa; Arthropoda; Insecta; Diptera; Drosophilidae. The transcript is spliced from 4 exons. Gene Ontology annotation, cellular component: membrane.